Molecule: messenger RNA, 3246 nt
Organism: Penicillium verrucosum
Lineage: Eukaryota; Fungi; Ascomycota; Eurotiomycetes; Eurotiales; Aspergillaceae
Product: Amidase
Exons: 5
Coding region: 1-3246 (1081 amino acids)
Biological process (GO): GPI anchor biosynthetic process; protein localization to plasma membrane
Cellular component (GO): endoplasmic reticulum; membrane
Molecular function (GO): glucosaminyl-phosphatidylinositol O-acyltransferase activity
Source: RefSeq, a predicted model, not a curated record
AUGGAUCCGAGCUACAAAGCUCGCAAGGAGGCCUUUGUGUCUAAUCUUGCGGGAAGCACAAUACUCGAGAUCAAUGCAGUCACUCUCGUUGCUUCAACAUCCGUCCUUCUUUGGUCCGCGCUCCAGUCCCGUCUAUCCUUCUUCACCCCCUACGGCCCCGCGGCACUUGCGACGGACUUCAUCCUCAAUGUACUAGCCAUCUUAUUCGCGACGACUGCAUACUCUUCUGCACCACUUCUCCUCAACAUAUUCCUCGUCUCCCCCGCGAUUCUCCUAUUCCUCACCCGAAACAGUUUGCGCACCUCGCAAAAGGCUAAACCGCCCCGCAAACCCAAGGCCAAAAAUGAGAGCCCCCAGGAGGGACAGCAGGCCUUGCCCAUCCACCCAUUCUUGACCACAUACCGUGCAGCUAUGAUGAUUGUUACCUGCAUAGCUAUUCUUGCGGUCGAUUUCCGCGCGUUUCCACGUCGUUUCGCCAAGGUGGAGAACUGGGGAACAUCUUUGAUGGACUUGGGCGUGGGCUCUUUUGUGUUCUCCGCCGGAGUAGUCUCUGCGCGCGCGGUUCUGAAAGGCCGCAACUCGAAAUCUCCGAGAUUAGCUUUGCAUAAGAGAUUGAUUGGGUCGGCUCGCCACUCCAUUCCUCUGCUUGUGCUGGGCCUCAUCCGACUGUGGAGUGUCAAAGGACUGGAUUAUGCGGAACAUGUGACGGAAUAUGGUGUGCACUGGAACUUUUUCUUCACGCUUGGCUUUUUGCCUCCUUUUGUGGAGCUCUUUGACUCCUUGACUACCCUGAUCCCGUCCUAUGAGGUGCUUGCACUUGGAAUUGCAGUACUCUACCAAGUGGCUCUGGAGUCGACUGAUCUGAAGGGUUACAUUCUCGUGUCUCCGCGGGGACCAGAUCUGCUGUCCAAGAACCGCGAGGGAGUCUUUUCUUUUAUUGGAUAUUUUGCAAUUUUCCUCGCUGGACGGGGUGUUGGAGUCCGUGUCAUUCCUCGUGGUACCUCAGCCACAAAAUCGCCACAGAAAGCACGGAACUCUGUUCUGGUGCAAUUGGUCCUUCAGGGAAUGUUUUGGUCAACCAUGUUCUUCUUUAAUUCCACCUACGCAUUUGGCUACGGUGCCAACAUCCCAGUGUCGCGCCGGCUGGCCAACAUGCCAUACGUGCUUUGGGUGUCCGCAUUCAACAGUACCCAGCUUUUCCUUUUCUGUCUGACCGAGACUGUGUUUUUCCCCGCGGUUCACCGAGCGAUCAGCAAAGAAGGCGAGGCAGAGCAGACGACGUUUGCGACCAGUCGCAUUCUACAUGCCUUCAAUCGCGGUGGCCUUGCACUGUUCCUGAUUGCGAACUUGCUUACUGGGGCAGUGAACAUCGGCAUUCCAACAUUGGAUCUCAACACGCCGCAGGCCAUGGGCAUCUUGGUUGCCUAUGCAGCUGUGCUAACUGCACGUGAGGGUCCCAAUGUGCCGUACAAGUAUGAAGACCAGGUCUUACCGGUCUUCCGUGGCAUGCCCCUAGUCAUCGGCGCUACAUUAAUCCAUAAUGUCGGGCUUAUCCAAAGUCAUUUCUGGCGUAAUGCCGGCUUCGGUGUCAUUCGUGAAAUCCCCCACCUGGGCCAGUAUGCUAGCCGCUAUGAUCCAACGGUGAUUCCAGUCGACAAUACCAGCCAGGCCGAGUCAGCAGCGAAAACGGCCUCUGCCACUGUGGAACGUAGGAAGGGAGAUCAUGGAUACUAUACUUCCGCAGACUAUCAUGCGCUCUACUCGUCGGGGGAGUUGACCCCAACAGCUGUCAUCGAGACGCUAUUGCCUCUGGUUCGACGUGAUACCCAGCCGCCCGGAAAACACUCAACUGCCUUCCUUGAGUCUCAGGCCGAGUUGAUUCAUGCGGCAGCGGAAGAAUCUACGGAGCGAUACAAGAACGGCCAAUCGUUGGGUCCACUCGACGGCGUGCCGGUCGCAGUCAAGGAUGAGGUGCACCUGACGGGGUAUAAACGCACGCUAGGCUCGAAGCUGGAUUUCAAGCACGGCACCGAUGCGACUUCGUGGUGUGUGAAGCAAUGGCUGGACGCCGGAGCUAUAGUCAUCGGAAAAACGUCCAUGCAUGAGAUUGGUUUUGACACGAACAACAAUAACCCCAACUAUGGAACACCUAGGAAUCCCCACAACAAGGAGUAUUAUUGUGGUGGUUCUUCCGGUGGCUCUGGAUAUGCUGUCGGGGCGGGCCUUGUACCCAUUGCGCUUGGCGCAGACGGCGGAGGCUCAAUUCGGAUCCCGUCAUCAUUUUGUGGUAUCUGGGGUCUAAAACCUUCGCAUGGCCGUGUCUCUGGCGCGCCAUCCCAAAGUCUUGCACCCACCGUUGGUGUUAUCGGGCCUAUGGCUGCCAGCAUCGAUGACCUUGCUCUUGCAUAUCGUGUAAUGGCCACUCCUGCGCCAGCUUCGGAAGACCCGAUCUCAUCGCAAUUCCCCUACCCUGUUCGUCAGAACUCUGAAACCAAGAGGACGAAGACGAUUGGUAUUGUCCGAGACUGGAACGACCGCGCCGAGGGCCCUGUUCGCGCUGCACUUGAUCGGGCGCUCGACUACUACCGCGAACAAGGCUACAACGUUGUUGAUAUCGCAAUUCCUUACUUGCCCGAGGGCCAGCGUGCCCACACUCUUACCAUCAUGGCGGAGAUCGCAUCUGGCGUUGAUGCAAGCAAGAUCCGGCACCUCACAGCCCCGAAUAAAGUGCUUGUCUCCAUGGGCAUGUACCAAGUUACGGCACAAGACUUGCUCGCCUCCCAGCGGCUGCGUAAUCUCCUCAUGACGCAUCUCGCGCAUCUCUUCAAGACCCAUCCCGGACUGCUCAUCGUCUCGCCCACAACGCCCAUCCCUGGAUGGCAUAUUGACGGUGGUGAGGCGGACUUGUCUCGCGGUUUGUCGGAUGCCAAAUCCUCUGUACGCAAUAUGGAAUAUAUUUGGCUUUCCAACUUUUCUGGCUGCCCUUCUAUCAGUUGCCCUGUUGGUUACACUCCCGAUACCGGUGUGCCUAUCGGUUUGAUGGCUAUGAGCGAAUGGGGUACCGAGGAAGAGCUGAUCGCCUUUGCUCGAGAUGGAGAGCCUAUCUUGGGCCUGGCUAGCGGCAGUCCCUCGCUCGAGGAAAAUGGAAUCGACUCCGCAAGUAAGGGUCUACGAACUCCUUCUGAUGACCUCUCUGUGUGGGAAGAUAUCAUCGCACAGGCCAAGGAGAAGAUAUCCAAGGAAUGA